Molecule: messenger RNA, 693 nt
Organism: Lolium rigidum
Lineage: Eukaryota; Viridiplantae; Streptophyta; Magnoliopsida; Poales; Poaceae
Product: stellacyanin-like
Exons: 1
Coding region: 64-636 (190 amino acids)
Cellular component (GO): plasma membrane
Molecular function (GO): electron transfer activity
Source: RefSeq, a predicted model, not a curated record
UCCAAGCCUUAGAAACAAACUCACAAGCCAGAAAAUCUCUUAGUCUCCGCCACAUCUCUUCAGAUGGCAACCAGAGCUCUCCUCGCCAUCGCCGUGACCUUAGCAGUUCUAGGGACGGCGCUCGGUGCCAGCUACACCGUCGGCGCGCCAAGAGGGUCGUGGGAUAUCCAGACCAACUAUGUCCAGUGGACUUCCAACCUGAAGUUCCGCGCCGGCGACCAGCUGUUGUUCAGGUACUCCCGAGCGGCGCACAACGUGGUGGAGGUGAGCAAGGCAGACUACGACGCGUGCUCUGCUUCCAGCCCCAUCGCCUCCUUCCAGACUGGCAACGACAUCGUCCCGCUCGCCGCCGCCGGCAGCAGGUACUUCAUCUGCGGUGUUCCGGGGCAUUGCGAUGCUGGUAUGAAGGUCCGUAUCGACGUCGAGGAAGCAACACCUGGUGGUGCCCCGUCGCCUAUGAGUCCUCGUGCAGGUUCAGCCGCACCGGCGGUGGCCCCCAUGCCGAGCGCAGAGAUCACGCCCUCGACUAGCGGCCAGGCAAUGCCUCCGUCGAGCUCAGCGGUUUCAGCUGGGGUUGGAUCACUGGGGCUAUGUUUUGGGGUUGUCUUUACGGCCGCUCUGAUGGCUUUGUACUAAAAUUAGCGAAUGAUGUAUCUAGUUUUCUUUUUUACAUGUAUACUUGGAUUAGCAGCA